AGCCCCUGUGCCAAUAUUUCUGAGAACCCACUGCUCAGUCGGUUCUUUCACAGACCAUGCCCCGACCUACCAAUAGGCCUCCGUGAAUUACCCAUCUCCUGGAACAACGACAUCAUGACAUGGUGUAUGAUCCGCGCAUCGACCAUUUCAUUCUGGCGAUGAUCCCACUCAUGACCUGUCUUCUGCCAUGGCCCUACACAGGCAUGCAUCAUGACCUUGACGGCACUUGGCCCCCGGCAUUGUAGAACGAACGGUGAAUCCUGUAAAUAACCUGCAGGUUGACCGGUCAGCCUGUGGCGUGCAUAUGAAAUACUGACCACUGGUUAUAAUAACAGCUGGUAGUGAAAACCACUCUUUCGCUCCUAUGUCCUUUCUUUACCGUGCCACAUCACCUCUCAGGUCUUCAAUCGUCACAUUUACAACGAAGAGCCCACUAAAGCAAGCUUGCCCGACACUGUGGGUUCCCUUGCGUCUCUACUCAAACACACCCUCACGAUCAUCGUCGAAAAUGGAUACCAUCAAGACAACACUUGCCGAAAACCUGGGAGGCAUUUCACAUAAAUUGGCCGAUAAAGAAGAUCAGUUCGACAUCAACAAAGAUGUCCCCAACUUGUCAGGUAAGGUGGCCUUAAUCACGGGCGGAAGUGAAGGCAUAGGUUAUGCCACGGCAUAUACGCUCCUCAAAGCGAAUCUGGCCAAAGUAUUCCUCGUGUCGAUGAAGGAGGACGUCAAAGACGAUGCGGUCGAAGAGAUCCGCCAGAAUCUGGGAUCCGAGUAUGCCAACAGAGUUACCUGGCUGCAAUGCGACCUGUCCGAUCUCCCCGCCGUCGCCAACGUCGCAAAGCAAGUCCGUGACCAGACCGAUCGGCUUGAUAUCCUGUGCCUCAACGCCGCUCGGGGAAUCAUGUCGUUUCAAUUGACCGACUAUGGGCUGGAUCGACACAUGGCCAUCAACCACUUUGGACACGUCACGCUGGCCUCGCACUUGCUGCCACUGUUAAAGAAGACUAGCGAGAGCCAAACUGUGCGGGUGCAGGUACAAUCAUCUCGAUCCCAUGCAGAUGCUCCGAAGGACGUCAAGUUUGAAUCGCUCGACGAGCUCAAUACCGACUUGGGGGCCAAUGCUCAGUAUGCAAGAUCAAAGCUGGCGGUACUGCUAUAUGCUCGGUACCUAGAUGCACACUUGCACAAGGAGCACCCAAAUAUUCUGAUCAACGCCACGCACCCCGGCUUCGUCGAGACGAAGCAGUCGAUGCAGGACAUCAAGGAGCCGUUUCCUAAUGCCGGGCAGAUCAUGCCGCUGGCCGUCAGGCACAUUGUGAAGGACAUCUGGAUGGGUUGUACGAGUACAGUGUAUGCCGCAACCACCACCACCAAGUCUGGCGAGUAUGUCUGUCCGCCGGCUAUUGCAGAGCCGGGGACUGAGCAGUCGCAGAACGCCAAGCUGGGCGAGCAGCUGAUGAAGCUGACUCGAGAGAUUGUCAAGGAAAAGUUUGGCUCCCAGAGUGUGGAUAAGGGAUGUCCACUAAAGGACUAUUAGGAAAUCAGGCUGCCAGUUAUCUAGGCAUGGCGUGAAAGGAGUUGUGAUGACAAGAAUUUGGGAUACUCGUAGCUGUGUCAUAUUGAAUUCUCCCAGAAUUAUACUUUUUUUAUUAUUAUGCCCGGCCAUUCAAUAUGUUCAACGCAGUGCGCCAAAGUUCAA
Molecule: messenger RNA, 1702 nt
Organism: Exophiala dermatitidis NIH/UT8656
Lineage: Eukaryota; Fungi; Ascomycota; Eurotiomycetes; Chaetothyriales; Herpotrichiellaceae
Product: protochlorophyllide reductase
Exons: 1
Coding region: 365-1540 (391 amino acids)
Source: RefSeq, a predicted model, not a curated record